AUGCCGUCCUUAUCGGAACAGCUACAGGAGGCGCGCAGUCAGGCAGAAGUUUGUCUCUAUUCUGGCGGAAGGGUGGUGGAAGUGCGGGCAGGUGUGAUGGUUAUGGCUAAUCUUCCUUUACCGCCGUGCUCCAAAUACCAUCACAUUGCUGCAGAAACCAUGGUGAUUGAAAACAGCUUUGGCAGCAACAGAAAAGAGACACUUGCAUCACUGCAGCGCUUAUCUACCGCUCUGAACAUCCUUGAAAAAUAUGGGUGUAACCUGACAAAUCCAAACAGACCUAAAUACUGGAGAACUGUCAAACACAACAAUCCAGUUUUCAGGGCCACUGUUGACGCUAUCCAGGGUGGAAGGGCAGUUCUUUGUCUCUAUGGUUACUCCAAUCAGCAGCCAGAUGGACUCAGCUUCCCUGAUGAUGUCACAGAUCCUGAUGUUGGCAAAGUUGCAGCAGUAACUCUGGAGGUGAUGAGCUUAAGGAUGGAGCUCGAAAUGCUUAUCAAGGAGACACAUCCACAUCCGGAAUUCUAUGAGAGAAUCAUUCCUACCUUAAGACAUAAGGAUGUGGGUCUGAACACAGAUGCCGUGGUCACCCAUCAGUCUUUCAUUUGUAGUAAACAUCCAUCGGACAGUCAAUCCAAGUCGCUCGCGUUUCCUCUCCACCAUUAUUCAGUGAAGGAGAGCAGCCAGGCACGUUCACUCUCCUCCAACCAUCAAAGUCUUAAACCCAUUCAGGGCUUGUUUCCACCCAUCAAGAAACAUUCAGAAAAUUGCACUAUUUGUGGCAUAUUUCGCAUCACUGUGCACUGUUUGACCUGCCUCCAAGGGAUGUGCUCAGAGUGUGACAGAUUGUACCAUUCGUACCCUGAAAGGGCCAAGCAUCGUCGAACUGCUGUCACAUCCUCCACUUCUUCCGCCCCAACUUCCAAAAGUGGGAAUUGUAAAAGUUCUUCCACCUGGCAUUGCCUUCACUGCGCAAAAGUUAACUCAUCCCAGAAUGUGCUUUGUGAGGGAUGUGAGUACCCUCGCUAUGAAUCACCCAGCUCUGCUGCAGAUGAAUCCCCACCAGCAACCAUCAUAGAGUGGCAGUGUAAGAGCUGUACUGUGGUCAAUGCAGCCAGCAGUAUUCUAUGUGAGGUGUGUGAAAGACCUCGUUUGGCUACACGACCCCCGGUGACCCCUUCACACCCUCCUGUCACCCCGCCCAGACCACCAGCCCCUGUACUGGGCAUGCCUGGGGACCCUGACAGCCAGUGGGUGUGCCAGUUCUGUACAUAUCUGAACUACUCACCUGCCACGGUGUGUGAGAUGUGUGACUUAGCCCGUCCAGAGCCUGCACCUCUGCCAUCAAAGCUCCGCCCUCCCUUCCCUGUCAGACGGGUCCCAGCUCUGCCAGUUAAACCUAAAGAACUGACUCAAGAAGAUCCAAACUCUUCUAGGCAGCGGCGAAUGAAGGAAGAUGGGCUGAAGCUCAUACAACUGAUUCGAGAUGGGGAGAAGAAUGGAAUCAGCCCAGAGGAGAUGUACACAUACAUGAAGGUCGCCAAAGAUACUAACAUCCUGCCUUGCAAAUGGUUAAAGUCAGAGCUGCCCAAGCAAUUGGACAAGAUCAGCAUGAUGUCAGCAAUCCUAUCCCAUCAGUUUGUACGUGACACAAGCACACACUCAUUGUUGACUCGUACACUCGGUGAAGCUCCCGCAGAGGAUUCUAGAAAAGUGCAUGAUAAUGUAAAAGAAAAAGUUUCAAUUCAACUCUCCAGAGCAGAAGCCAAGCAGGCCUGGCUGACAGCAGGCGGCGAUUCUGAGAGGGCAGCCAGACAAGCUCUGCGAGACAGACUCGCAAAAGUAAAGAUGCUGUGCUCGUUGGGUUUUAGUAAUAAGGCUCAUUGCCAUGAGGUUCUGAGACAAAGUGGAGGUGAGGUUAGAGGCGCACUAGCUUUUCUGCAGCGUCCCCUUCUGGAACCCUUCCAUAAACGUAUUUGGAGUGACGAGCCUGAGCCAGCGGUUGACAUCAAUCACCCUGACAAGGAGCGAACAUGUCGGAGGUUAUUAGCGGUAUAUGAUCUACCCAGCUGGGGCCGCUGUGAGCUGGCGCUCUCUCUCCUUCAGGAGCACAAUGCCCCCUACUCCCUGGAGGAUGUAGUACAGGCUGUACGCGAGUCUCACGACAGGGAGUUCAUCAAAAGAGUGCUGGCCAAAGAAUGUCCCAUCUGCCUUUCUGUCUUUCCACAUAGCAAGAUGCAGUCCCUGACUUCGUGCCAGUGUUCCGUGUGUUGUGGUUGUUUCCAGCAGCAUUUCACCAUCGCUGUCAGGGACAAGCAUAUCAGAGACAUGGUGUGUCCAGUCUGCUGGGAGCCUGACAUCAAUGAUCCGGAAGACCUUAACAGCUACUUCUCAACCUUGGACAUCCAGUUGAGAGAAUGUCUGGAACCUGAAGUAUAUGAACUCUUCCAUAAGAAGCUGACUGAGCAAGCCCUCAUCAAGGAUCCAAAGUUCCUGUGGUGCUGUCAUUGUUCUUAUGGGUUUAUCUAUGAUGGAGACCAGCCUAAAGUCACCUGUUUUCAGUGUCGAAACAGUUUUUGUGCUCAGUGCAAAAAGCCUUGGGAAUCUCAGCAUGCUGGUUUAUCCUGUGAACAAUACCAAUCCUGGAAGAGAGAGAACGAUCCAGAGUAUCAGAAACAGGGCCUGGCUGGCUACUUGCGAGACAAUGGCAUUACCUGUCCUAACUGUCGCUUCCAGUAUGCGCUGUCUAAAGGGGGCUGCAUGCACUUUUGCUGCUCUCAGUGUCGUUAUCAAUUCUGCAGUGGUUGCAACAACCCAUUCCAUACUACCUGUGCCGUGGAUGAAUGCACUGUAUCUGGACUACAUGCCCAUCACCCCAGAGACUGUCUUUUCUAUUUGAGAGACUGGGAACCUUCAAGACUCCAGGCUUUAUUGGAGAACAAUGGUGUAGCAUACAAUACUGACCCCCCUCCUGGAACACAGACAGGGCUUUGUAGUGUGAUUGAGCAAAAGGAUGAUGGAGGCCAGCAGCCUGACUCAGCCUGUGGAGCACAAACCCAAACUGGUCAUGCUGGACUCUGCGAGAAGCAUUACAGAGAAUACCUGGUUAGCUUGAUCAACAGCUACUCCAUUGACCCAGCCCGACUCUAUAGUUCCAAUGAGCUGCUGCUGGCCUGCAGGAGGUAUAAGGUAGAUGAUACGCGCAUGGAUGGCGAGGAUACAUUCACCUACUACAGCAGACUGCUUGAGAAGCUGAUGGAGGAAGUACCACUGGGUGACAAGGUCCCAAGGAAAAAAUAG
Molecule: messenger RNA, 3300 nt
Organism: Nerophis lumbriciformis (worm pipefish)
Lineage: Eukaryota; Metazoa; Chordata; Actinopteri; Syngnathiformes; Syngnathidae
Source: RefSeq, a predicted model, not a curated record